Molecule: messenger RNA, 2419 nt
Organism: Musa acuminata AAA Group (dessert banana)
Lineage: Eukaryota; Viridiplantae; Streptophyta; Magnoliopsida; Zingiberales; Musaceae
Exons: 10
Coding region: 350-1051 (233 amino acids)
Source: RefSeq, a predicted model, not a curated record
AGAAAAUAAAUUGUAAGAAAAAAAGCGAUAUUUUCUGCAUUGACCAGUUGACGAAGAAAGACGGUCAAUGACACGCCCGCUGACCAAUAGCGAAUGGAGUUGUUCCACAUGUAACGCCACGCCCUUUUCGGUUUUCUCUGCCCUCUCGGCUUCCUCUCUUCCGUGCAAGCUUUGCAUUUGAAGACGUUGACGGCUGAUCUGCUCGGACGGACUCCCCUCCUACGCCUGCCUCCGCGACGACCAGGUUCCCCAUCUCUCUCCUCCUCAGAUCCGAAAGGUUCAGAGCCUAUCGAUCUAUCGGCUAAAGAACAGAAGGAAAUCGACAAGAGAAAGAAACGAAGGUAGAGAGAUGCCCAAUUGGGAGCUCAAGCACUGCUGCGACCACGAGCAGUCCGUCUUCAUCGUCACCAUUGCCGUCUUCACCGUCGUCAUCCUCGCCUUGUGGAGGACGGUGCUGCUGACACCUUUCAAGCUCAUCACGGUGUUUCUUCAUGAGACGAGCCAUGCUCUCGCCUGCAAACUAACAUGCGGUGAUGUUGAAGGCAUACAGGUACAUGCAAAUGAGGGUGGAGUCACACAAACUCGUGGUGGGAUCUAUUGGAUCAUUUUGCCAGCUGGAUAUCUUGGCUCAUCAUUCUGGGGAAUGGUUUUCAUUCUUGCAUCUACUAAUCUUCUCACAACGAGAAUUGCUGCUGGUUGCUUCCUGCUUGCAUUGCUUGUUGUACUAUUUGUUGCCAAAAAUUGGUUGCUUCGUGGACUUUGUAUAGGCUUUAUCAUAUUUCUUGCAAUUGUUUGGCUUCUGCAAGAAACUACCAAGGUUCGCAUUCUUCGCUUCGUCAUUCUGUUUAUAGGUGUCAUGAACAGCUUAUUUUCUGUCUAUGAUAUCUAUGAUGAUUUAAUUUCUCGAAGAGUUCACUCGAGUGAUGCUGAGAAAUUUGCUGAAAUUUGUCCUUGCCCUUGUAAUGGUGUUGCAUGGGGAGUUAUUUGGGGUCUAAUAUCAUUUACAUUCCUUUGUGGAUCCAUUUACCUUGGUCUUGUUAUUCUCUCUUAAGGUUUAUAAAGGAGUAAUCAGUUUUAGUUGAAAGCAUGAAAGAGACAAAAGGGAUAAAAUGUUAUGGUCUUCAAGGGAAUGACUAAGAUGUGCAAAGCUGUAGGUUCUAUGCCAUGCAUAGUCGAAAGAAAGGUCUACCACUUCUGUAUAUAUAACAUGGGCUUUAGUAUCUGCUGAAAGUCAAACAUCAAAAUGGCACACUUUGGGCUUCUGCAUACUGCUUUUAACUCUGUUCAGAUUGUAUUAUUAUUUUCUUCAGUUGAUGGAUUUUAUUAUAUAUCAUCUAACACUUUAGGUGCUUUGUCUUUUUGUUUCCUAUUGGAUGUGUCAUUCCAGUUUGGUAUCUCACAAUUUUCUUAACAUCAAUGCUCAAUCUUUAUGUUAGUUCUCUUCCUACAACAGUUGCUAUUUUAAUUUUUUCCCCAAUAUCUUGAUAUUACACCGGAAAGAACAAAGACCAUGAUAUUAGAUAAAAGAAGUUCUAAAUACACUCAGCAAUUUUAUCUAGCCAGAGUAAAUUUAUCAUAUGAAUCAGUAUAAUGCCCUUUAAAUGUGUACCUAUGUUAUAUAAUCAUAUUAUAGUUCUUGUAUUUCAGCAUUGCUUAGGCAUAAAUAACUUGCAACAUUUUUUCCUUUUCUCCAUCAUUUGAUUUCCAAAAUGUUUGGUUGGAGGUGUUAUUAUGCUACAUGUGUAAAUUACCAAAGUUAUAGUCUUAUACACAGACAGUUCUAAUAAGUAGAGGAGCUUUGAGGUUAAUCUUUGUUCUUGGUGGAUGCAAUAAGAUUUUUCUUCUUCUCUGAAAAUUUGUUUCUGUAUGUUCUGUGUGCCUGAUCUGAGGCUCAUUGCUUCAGAACGUAUAUCAUAAGAUUGAGUGCCUUUUGCAUCUUGUUAUUUUAUUUUUAAGCGUGUGAAGAGCUUAUUAAAGCUGACCUUUUUAACUGGAAUCAUGCUGCAUCAUUCUCUCUAUGUUCGACAUCAUUUUUUGCAAUGUCCCUGUUUACUUAUACAAUCAGGUUUUUCAGACUUUAUAAGCACAUGACCAUUAGCAAUGUACCUCUUGCCAGCUGCUAUUCAUGAAAUAAAACUGUUCUGGUUGUACUGCUGCCAAUCCUUAGCACCUGUUGUUGAAAAGCAUGAUAACCAGCAACUUCUUGGUUUGGUUCUUUUAAUUCAUUUUAAUAUAUAUAAUUCUCAUGCUAUUUAGUAAAUUUUAAGAUGAUCAUUGUGGAUAUUGAAAAAAAAACACUAUUUUUUCUCUUUCUUUUUCUUUUUUAUUUUGUGCUUUUCCUAGUUAAAGCUAAAUAGCGACUAAUUUGCCUUCAUCAAUUGCUGAUGAAGCCGGCUUUGUGCGCUGAUCUCUCUUUCCA